UCCUGUCCUUUGUGUGUGGUUUAAGUUGCCACAGCUAGCCUCCUUCUGACCACAUCUAGGCCUUUCCUUCCUUUUCUGUUCAUGUUAUUUCCCAUCGGAAACAGUGGGUAUUCUGAUCUGAGAUGUCAGCAAGAUUUCCCUAUGCCUUUGCCAGGAUUGUGUGUGGAAAAAAAGUGGAGGUCUGGUUAUCAUAUAUUUUUCGGGAAUAUGGGACCUGGACACAUAAAUGCAGGAAAACCAGGUUUAGAGGCCUAAAUGGGUCUUGGUAGGAGAUGGAGGAAGUGGAGGAGUUCUAAUUUCUUGCCUUAAUUUUUCGAGGUUCUUGCCUCAGCUGAAAAUGGCUUGAGAUUCUGGAGAUUUUCAAGCCAGAGAGUUGAGAGAAUUCUCUGGGCUGCAUCACCCAGUUCCACAGUAUUUCUUGGCAUUCAGUUACUGAAUUCUUAACCACAUUGGAAACAUCCUGGGAGACCUUUUCCGAAAGCUAAAUUGGGAGACAACGUGACAACAGUGCUGAGAGAUGGUGCUCUUCCACUGGGUCCUCUGUCCGUGUUUCGUGACCUCAGAAAACCAGCAGGAUGGCUGCCAACAAGAGUAAGAGCCAGAGCUCCUUGGCCCUUCACAAGGUGAUCAUGGUCGGCAGUGGCGGGGUCGGCAAGUCGGCACUGACGCUCCAGUUCAUGUACGAUGAGUUCGUAGAAGACUAUGAACCCACCAAAGCGGACAGUUACAGAAAGAAAGUGGUUCUUGAUGGCGAGGAAGUCCAGAUAGAUAUUCUGGACACGGCUGGCCAGGAGGACUACGCAGCCAUUCGAGACAACUACUUCCGAAGUGGGGAGGGUUUCCUCCUCGUGUUCUCAAUCACAGAGCAUGAAUCCUUUACAGCAACUGCCGAAUUCAGGGAGCAGAUCCUCCGUGUGAAGGCAGAAGAAGAUAAAAUCCCGCUGCUGGUUGUGGGGAACAAGUCGGACCUGGAGGAGCGGAGGCAGGUGCCAGUGGAGGAGGCCAGGGCCAAGGCCGAGGAGUGGGGCGUGCAGUACGUGGAGACGUCGGCCAAGACGCGCGCCAACGUGGACAAGGUGUUCUUUGACCUAAUGAGAGAGAUCAGAGCAAAGAAGAUGUCAGAAAACAAAGACAAGAACGGCAAGAAAAGCAGCAAGAACAAGAAGAGUUUUAAGGAGAGGUGCUGCUUACUGUGAAGGCUAAGGUGCUGGGUGCAUCAGUCGCCACUAAGGACAGAGGGCAGGCUCCUCAGAAGGCGACAGUCCACCUCUCGGCCUGUUCCCUGCUCUCCCCAGCCUCACUCACACACACUUCUGUAAAUGGGGAAAAUAUCUGUGCAGCAGUGGCUGGCAGAAGAAAGAAGCCCUUGACUGUGCAAUGGAACAGCUCCUUUGUCAGGAGGUUUCAGAGUUUCUUCCCUCCAUCCCUUCCACAAGUUACCCGCAUAUGUGGUGCUAUAGGCAGGAGUUAGCCAAGUGUUAAGUAAAAAGAAAAAGGACUAUAUCCUGGCUUCUGUCCCCACCCCCUAGUUUUGUAACAUUAGCUUCUUUGGUUUUAACAUGAAAAUGUCUUAUUUUAUUAGGUCUUGACAGCUAGGGGGUGGCUAAGACCUCCCCCCACCCCCCAACCUCUGUCAGCUCUCCAGUAGGUCUCAGAAACAUGCAUUAGGUUCUAAUGACGGCGGAACAUUCAGAGAUUUUUCUGUAUGAAUCUCUUAGCCAUCCCCUGUGGGUCUGAAGCAGAGCUAAGAAAAUAAAUUUGAAUUGGACCAUGUGGGUUCAUAUGAAAUCCUUCUCAGUAUGAAAAGUGAAAGUCGUAUUCUUCAUAUUGAAAGAUCAGCCAAUGGGAGUCUGUGUUGGCUAUUUUCCUCCUAUAGCAUCCUGAUUUUUCUGUAAGAGCUUUUUAAUAGACUAGGUGAAGGCUCGAGAGCAAAAGUCUAUAUAAAUGAUACAAUUUUUUCUAAUCAGAAUUUAAAACAGAAUUCUUUGGCAGAGUCCUCUUCUAGCCUCCAGUCCUGCGGGCGGGCCCCGCCUCCUGCACCAGGAGCCAACAGCUCUGUCCUGUCAGCUUCUCGCUGUUUCAUCCCGUGUGACCCGAGUUCCUCUGAAGGACGUGAGGAAUUAAGGUGGCAUUCUAAAACCGCAAAGCCAGGGCCUGUGCCAGACACCCCACCUCCUCCCGUGGGAAUUGCUCAUGACUCUGAAUUUCAGUUAGAAGUGGGGAACAAUGAGAGCAGCCAUCUCCCCUUUUACCUCUGAGCACUGGCUACUGUUUCUAAUAUGCAUUUGUUUCUGAGACAGCCGUGGAGUUAGAAGAUUUUUAUUGGUGAGAUGGUUCAUCUUUCUUGUAUCAAUAUGCUAAAUCCAGCUGUCAGAAAAUUUUUCAUCAGGCACAGAGUACUGUGAUUAAAAACCUUGUGCUCAGCACAUUUUCCCCCCAUUUUGCAGAAGUGACAUUUCACAUACAGGUGCCAAAAGUGAAUCGGGGUGGGGAGAAUGGGAACCUUUGGGAUUUAUGGUUAUGACAAAUUGUAGAAAUUAUGAUCCAACUGGAAAACCAUCUUGUAUCACCUUCCACAGAAUCAUGGGCUUUUUGAAUAAAAAAAAAAAAAAAGGCAGACAAAUA
Messenger RNA from Sus scrofa (pig), 2625 nucleotides. NCBI's taxonomy places the organism in Eukaryota, Metazoa, Chordata, Mammalia, Artiodactyla, Suidae. The record is from RefSeq and is a predicted model, not a curated record.